CUUUGAAAGGAAAUGAAUGGUAUAUGGAAACGCCAGUACACCGAUCCAAUAUUUGUACAUUUGCGGGGAGUCGUGAACGAGUACACACUUCAGGAGGAAUGGGAAGCAAGAGGUAGGCUACACUGGGAGAGGAGUCAGGAUGGCACAAACCGAGGUGACAACGGUCUCCAUGGGGGACCUGAUGGUAAUGAAGGCUACUGAGGAAGAGAAUGGUGAUGAUGAGGACAGCAACACACAGGUCAUCCUCCAGCUACAACCAAUCACAGCAGGUAUGGAUGAGUCAGGAGAGACAGACACAGCUGUUGUGGCUGUGGAGGCACACCCAGAAGAAACCACAGUUGACGGGGAGGAGGUAGAGCUGGGUUAUCCCAUCACAUGUGGAGAGUGUAAAGCUGUGCUGCUGGUCAAGAAGUUUGUCUGUCCUGGAAUAAAUGUCAAAUGUGUCAAGUAUGAAGACCAGCUGAUCAGUCCCAAGCAGUUUGUCCACAUGUCUGGGAAGGCUACGCUGAAGGACUGGAAGAGAGCUAUCCGGAUGGGCGGGGUCAUGCUCAGGAAGAUGAUGGACUCGGGGCAGCUAGACUUCUAUGAACACAGCACUCUGUGCACAAACACGUGUCGUAGCACCAAGUUUGACCUGCUGAUCAACAACACACGCUUCCCCCCUGAUGGCAGCGGUCUCACCACGCCCAUCUCCUCACAAGCCCAGGUGGUGAUAGGUAAUGGUGGCCAGGUUGCCAUGACAACAGAGGAGAGGUCAGAUGUUCUGACCGGAACAGUGGAGUGGAGUUCAGGGGCUGUAGCCAUGGAGACAGAGAAGAAGGAAACCAGUGAGAUAUCAGAGGAGACGUUGAACUUCUGGAAAGGCAUAGCUGACGUGGGGCUGAUGGGGGAGGUGGUAGACAACAUCAGGACAGAGCUGCUGGAGAUGCUGAGAGGAGUGCAGCUACGCAGCGAGCAGGCUGCUAUGCAGGACGCAGAUUCCUGUCUGGUAGAGGUGGCAGUGUUGAGUAACCUGGCCCAGGUGUUUGGCCUGCUGGACUCGGUCAAACACAUCCUGAACGUAAGGAGAGAACAGACUGACCCUGGAGAGGAGCAGGUCCUUAGCACGCUGACCAACCUGGAGCUGCAGCUGGAGGAACAGAGGCGACAGCAGCACGUCAGAGCUCAGCUCUGCCACCCCCAGCCCCUCAACAACAUCAGCCACACCCCAGGAGGCAAACCCACCAAGCCCAAGGCCAAACGUCCUCGCCUACAGCGGCCAGCCUCCACCACCACCCUCCUCACCUCCUCCCUCUCCCAGCCCCAGACAGCCACCCUGCAGCCCCAGCAGUUCACUGUACUUUCCCCCAUUUCAUUCUCCUCCAUGGGCCAGCCCUUCUCCCUGUCCGGCCUGUCUGGCCUGUCAGGCCUCCCCAUGACCACGCUGGGUCAACAGAACAACACGGUGACCCUCCACACCCUACCCGCCGGCGCCCAGACCUUCACCCGAUACAUCACCACCAUGGUGGGGGCCGACGGCAAGAUGGAGACCUUGACGCUGCACCCGUCCCAGGGGCUGACGCUGGUGGGCACCACCCUCCAGGACCCAAGUCAGCUUGGAGGAACCAUGAUGAGUCCGCUGGAGCUGGUCCAACUCACCCAGGGAGGGGUGACCGUCAGUGGGGAGAUGAUGGUGGAGCAGCCCAUGGGCCAGGUUGUGGAGGGUGGGACAAUGGUACUCCACCAGGAGGGGAUGGUACAGGAGGGAUUGGUGGAGGGAGUAGAGGACAAGAGCCAGGCACAAACCGUGACCGAGAUUGACCCCGCGCCGGGCGACCAGGACCAGACCAUGGGGGCGGUGAUGGAGCUACAGCUGGCCCAAGAAGGAGAGGCUGAGGCUGGGGAGGAGGGCUCUGCCAUGGUGGUCCAUGGUGGGAUGGAGGUGACCAUGGUCUCGGAGGAGGUGGAGGGAGAGGUAGGGGAGGGGAUGGUGGUUCAGGGGGAGUCUGAGGAUGCCCAGGGGGAGGUUCUCGAAACUGGGCAGCAGAGCCAGGUAGAGGGGAUACAGCUGGACGCUAACGGGCAGAUCUCAGGCCUAAGGAUAAUGGUGAUCGAGGAGGAGACUCAGGAAGAGGACAAGGCCAAAUGACCCAGCUCUGCUCUGCAGACAGAGACAAUACCCUCUCCUCCCCCUGGAGCCAUGUGAGAUAGUAGGGAUGGACUAGCCUGGUUCCAAAUCUGUUUGUGCUGUCUUGCCAACUCGCUGUGACAAUGAUCAUAGGAGCUGGCAAGACGGCACAAACAGAUCUGGGACCAGGCUAGGGAUGGACUCAUAGACAGAACAUAAAAGAGCAUGCAGGCAGACUUGUGGUGUGAGCAAGUGUGUGGAGGAUGCUAUUUACACAGAAAGCUGCCAAAGACCUAGCCUUCUUAGAGAAGCUGUGGUGCUUAGCAGCUAGGCCAGGGUGUCCAUUAUAUUCAUUGUUGUUUCGUUAGUUUUUAUUUAAACAAAAUGACAACACAGCCAGGCAUAGUAUCUUAUAUUGUUUGUUUUGUAACACGUGUGUUACCUUUUUGCUGUGUGUGUGUGUGGCUAGAGGUCUACUGUGGGAUGAUAGCAACAGUUCUAAAACAAAGUCUGCUCUACAUUUCUUUCCAAAAUAGAAAGCAUACCACUCUUCCUCUGUGCAGUUUUUGGGAUGAAGUCUUUUCUGCAGUGUUUGUAAAACAAAACAAAGAUAAUAUGUUGAGCUCACCAUUGUCAGUUCUGUGAAUCGACACAUUGUAUUAUUCACUGGAAGCCUUUUCUUUUCAAGAUUUGCAUAAUUAUUCAUGGUGAUUCGCUGUAUGGCGACAAAUGUAGUAGAUGUACACUACCGUUCAAAAGUUUGGGUUCACUUAGAAAUGUCCUUGUUUUCGAAAGAAAAGCAAU
Molecule: messenger RNA, 2911 nt
Organism: Coregonus clupeaformis (lake whitefish)
Lineage: Eukaryota; Metazoa; Chordata; Actinopteri; Salmoniformes; Salmonidae
Product: glucocorticoid modulatory element-binding protein 1-like
Exons: 10
Coding region: 140-2128 (662 amino acids)
Biological process (GO): positive regulation of transcription by RNA polymerase II
Cellular component (GO): nucleus
Molecular function (GO): DNA-binding transcription activator activity, RNA polymerase II-specific; RNA polymerase II cis-regulatory region sequence-specific DNA binding
Source: RefSeq, a predicted model, not a curated record